AAAUUAUUAUUUUGAAGGCUCUAGUUCUGGGGACAGAAAGGGGGAGAGGGGGGAAAUCAGAAACCGAGGACAACCCAAAAGGACUCACUUUGCCUGAUGACUCAACGUAACUAAUAAUCAUCUCCCUCUCAGUGUCUCUCUCUCUGCGGCUUGUCAGUGAGUCCGGCUCUGGCUGCUGGCGGUGGUGGCCGAGAGGCUGGAGGUGACAGCUCUGGCGGUCGCCGCGCUCUUUCCUGCGCGUGGUCCCCAGUCGGGGCACCUUCCUGGCUUUCAGUAGCUCCAGCCCCGCGCCUCCGGAGCUAGCGGACCUACGAAUCCGCAGCUCCGGCUGGUCACCGCUGCUUCCCGGUUCUCAGCCUUUUCUCUUCAGAACCGGUCUCCUUCUCGAAGGUGUGAAAAGGCGGUCUUCAGCCUCCUUCUUUCUCUCCCCCUCCUCCGCCAUCCCCUCCCCCUUUCGCUUGGUUGUUCCUUUGGAGGAGUCCUCCUUUCCCUCUCCUCCCCCCUCGCCCUCCCCCAUCAUCAUCAUCAUCAUCAUCAUCACCAUCAUAACAACCAUCUCCUCACAAGAAGAAGACACCCUGACCCAGGACCUUAAACGUUAGGACCUGGGAGAGAGGAAAGGGGAAGGAGUAAAAAGAAAGGAAGACUAGAACAACAUUGCAAGGCAAAGCACCAGAAACUUUCCACCCUGGAUUCUCUACUUUUGCUCCAUGGACAGAGCACCAGCCAGCCAAGUUACAGACAGACCGUGAGCAGUCCCUGCGCGUUUUAUUGCGACCUGCCGGUGGGAACUUUGUCUCCGAGUCUGAGCAGCAUGGAGCGGCGGAGCGAGAGCCCAUGUCUGCGGGACAGCCCCGACCGGCGGAGCGGCAGCCCGGACGUCAAGGGGCCUCCCCCAGUGAAGGUGGCCCGGUUGGAACAGAAUGGCAGCCCCAUGGGAGCUCGCGGGAGGCCCAACGGCGCAGUGACCAAGGCCGUGGGAGGUUUGAUGAUUCCUGUCUUUUGUGUGGUGGAACAGUUGGACAACUCGCUUGAAUAUGACAACAGAGAAGAACAUGCUGAGUUUGUCCUGGUUCGAAAAGAUGUGCUUUUUAGCCAGCUGGUGGAGACUGCGCUCCUGGCCCUGGGGUAUUCCCACAGCUCAGCAGCACAGGCACAAGGAAUAAUCAAGCUGGGGAGGUGGAACCCUCUCCCCCUUAGUUACGUGACUGAUGCACCCGACGCGACCGUGGCCGACAUGCUACAAGAUGUCUAUCAUGUUGUGACGUUGAAAAUCCAGUUGCAAAGCUGUUCGAAGUUAGAAGACUUGCCUGCGGAGCAGUGGAACCAUGCCACAGUCCGCAAUGCCUUAAAGGAACUGCUCAAAGAGAUGAACCAGAGCACAUUAGCCAAAGAAUGUCCUCUCUCCCAGAGUAUGAUUUCAUCCAUUGUAAAUAGCACAUAUUAUGCCAAUGUGUCAGCAACCAAGUGCCAGGAGUUUGGGAGAUGGUAUAAGAAGUACAAGAAGAUUAAAGUGGAAAGAGUAGAACGAGAAAACCUAUCAGACUAUUGUGUUCUGGGCCAGCGUCCAAUGCAUUUACCAAAUAUGAACCAGCUGGCAUCCCUGGGAAAAACCAACGAACAGUCUCCUCACAGCCAAAUCCACCAUAGUACUCCAAUCCGAAACCAAGUGCCCGCAUUACAGCCCAUCAUGAGCCCUAGUCUUCUUUCUCCUCAGCUGAGUCCACAACUUGUCAGGCAACAAAUAGCCAUGGCCCAUCUGAUCAACCAACAGAUUGCUGUUAGCCGGCUCCUGGCUCACCAGCAUCCUCAAGCCAUCAACCAGCAGUUCCUGAACCAUCCACCCAUUCCCCGAGCAGUUAAACCAGAGCCAACCAACUCAUCUGUGGAAGUGUCUCCAGAUAUCUACCAGCAAGUCAGAGAUGAGCUGAAGAGGGCCAGUGUGUCCCAAGCUGUCUUUGCACGAGUGGCUUUCAACCGCACACAGGGAUUAUUGUCUGAGAUUCUGCGUAAAGAAGAAGACCCUCGGACGGCCUCUCAGUCUCUUUUAGUAAAUCUGAGGGCUAUGCAAAAUUUUCUCAAUCUGCCGGAAGUGGAGCGGGAUCGCAUUUACCAGGACGAGAGAGAGCGGAGCAUGAACCCCAAUGUGAGCAUGGUCUCGUCAGCCGCUAGCAGUCCCAGCUCCUCCCGAACCCCCCAGGCCAAAACCUCGACACCGACAACAGACCUCCCCAUUAAGGUGGAUGGCGCCAACGUCAACAUCACAGCUGCCAUUUAUGACGAGAUCCAACAGGAGAUGAAAAGGGCCAAGGUGUCUCAAGCCCUGUUUGCCAAAGUGGCUGCAAAUAAAAGUCAGGGCUGGCUUUGUGAAUUACUCCGCUGGAAGGAGAACCCAAGCCCAGAAAACCGCACCCUCUGGGAGAACCUCUGCACCAUCCGUCGCUUCCUGAACCUUCCCCAGCACGAGAGGGAUGUGAUCUAUGAGGAGGAGUCCAGGCAUCACCACAGCGAGCGUAUGCAGCACGUGGUCCAGCUUCCCCCCGAGCCUGUGCAGGUCCUACAUAGACAGCCAUCUCAGCCAGCUAAGGAGAGUUCUCCUGCCAGAGAAGAAACGCCUGCUCCGCCUCCUCCAACUGAAGACAGUUGUGCCAAAAAGCCCAGGUCUCGCACAAAAAUCUCCUUAGAAGCCCUGGGAAUCCUCCAAAGCUUUAUUCAUGAUGUGGGCCUGUACCCCGACCAGGAAGCCAUCCACACUCUUUCAGCCCAGCUGGAUCUUCCCAAGCACACCAUCAUCAAGUUCUUCCAGAACCAGCGAUACCACGUGAAGCAUCAUGGGAAACUCAAGGAGCACCUGGGCUCUGCCGUGGAUGUGGCCGAGUAUAAGGACGAGGAGCUGCUGACAGAGUCUGAGGAGAAUGAUAGCGAGGAAGGCUCCGAGGAGAUGUACAAAGUGGAGGCCGAGGAGGAAAACGCUGACAAAAGCAAGGUCACGUCUGCCGAAAUCGACCAGAGAUAAUGUGAAUUCCAACCAAGCAAAGCAAUACAUCGGUCCAAGGAUUUUCUGCUUUAGUUCUUUUCUUUCUUUUUAAAGAUUCUUUUUUGUUUGGAUUUAUUUUAUUUUUGCCUUUUUUGGUCUGUCUUGUUUUCUUUAGCCUUUUUGACAUUUCGUUGUUGCACAGGAUGUACCUAUAGAUGGAGUAAGUUCAGUGUUUCCGUAUCAGACAUCGCCUUGGCAAAGACAAUAAAGUGUUACACUUUCACAAUGGACUGGGUCAUAGUAAUUAGAAUCACAGGAGACUCUGCCUUCAUUAUCCUUGCACUACACAAGAGAUACCAGGCAAGUUUCAGGAUG
Molecule: messenger RNA, 3352 nt
Organism: Chrysochloris asiatica (Cape golden mole)
Lineage: Eukaryota; Metazoa; Chordata; Mammalia; Afrosoricida; Chrysochloridae
Gene: SATB2
Product: SATB homeobox 2
Exons: 11
Coding region: 815-3016 (733 amino acids)
Biological process (GO): chromatin remodeling; regulation of transcription by RNA polymerase II
Molecular function (GO): DNA-binding transcription factor activity, RNA polymerase II-specific; RNA polymerase II cis-regulatory region sequence-specific DNA binding
Source: RefSeq, a predicted model, not a curated record